AUGCCUAAUGCCUACAACAAGACCGAACAAAUGACUCAUUGCAAUUUAUGCUCGCCUGGUGAAAAACCCCACAAAUGCCAAGUGUGCGGGAAAGCGUUCAGUCAGAGCUCCAACCUGAUCACGCACUCACGCAAGCACACUGGGUUCAAACCAUUCGCGUGUGAGCUGUGCGGGCGUGCCUUUCAGCGCAAGGUGGACCUGCGGAGACACCGGGAGACCCAGCACGCGGACCUCAGGGCCCCGCAGCAUCUGCCACACACAGACGUGCAUGGUAUGCACGCGCAGGAUAUGCAUGCGGUCGAACAUCGAAUAGACCUACGUCCCCCGCACCCCGAGCUGCGCCCCCCGCACCCUGACUUCCGCAGCCACCUGAGCAGCGCCGUGCCGCCGCUGCAGGCAUUGCCCUCCUGAACUUCGACAGCCUUCGCGCCGCCUGACUGGCGUUGAGGCAAUACCACACUUACCUCCUAAGUCUUUGAGUUCAAUUUUGAGUGGGCGCUUCGUGUACCUAGGCUUGCACCAAAGAUUCUUUCGACGUAUCUAUGUGAUUUUAUUGUAAGAGUUUAAUCUGUGUACAAUUUACAAUGCGAUAAUAUAGUUACCUACUUAUUAUAGUAGUUUAGUAGAUAUUUGAAUCCGAGGAUUUUAUUUUGUCAUUUGUAAAAAAA
Molecule: messenger RNA, 668 nt
Organism: Papilio machaon (common yellow swallowtail)
Lineage: Eukaryota; Metazoa; Arthropoda; Insecta; Lepidoptera; Papilionidae
Product: zinc finger protein Gfi-1b
Exons: 3
Coding region: 1-411 (136 amino acids)
Biological process (GO): regulation of transcription by RNA polymerase II
Cellular component (GO): nucleus
Molecular function (GO): DNA-binding transcription activator activity, RNA polymerase II-specific; RNA polymerase II cis-regulatory region sequence-specific DNA binding
Source: RefSeq, a predicted model, not a curated record